Cololabis saira (Pacific saury) is the source of this 2391-nucleotide messenger RNA. It is a transcript of the gene bub1bb, whose product is annotated as BUB1 mitotic checkpoint serine/threonine kinase Bb. Gene Ontology annotation, molecular function: protein kinase activity. The record is from RefSeq and is a predicted model, not a curated record. Gene Ontology annotation, biological process: meiotic sister chromatid cohesion, centromeric; mitotic spindle assembly checkpoint signaling. The transcript has 9 exons. The coding region runs from base 138 to 1430 and encodes 430 amino acids. NCBI's taxonomy places the organism in Eukaryota, Metazoa, Chordata, Actinopteri, Beloniformes, Belonidae.
CCAAACGAGCUCGCGGGUCCCAUUCAAAACAGAGGUCAACAGCUCCAACGUUAACGGCUGAUUAUCUGCAAAUAAAACAACUACACGGUUUUUUUUUUCCCCGUUUUUGUUUUUUUUUUGUCUUUUUCCUCCUCACAAUGGCGGAAGGGGGGGAUGCGGAGUGGGAGCUCUGCAAAGAAAACAUCCAGCCAUUGAGACGAGGCAGAGACAUAUCAGCCUUACAUCAGGCACUCAGUCAACAGCAAGAUGGACCCACCUCUGCUAUCGUCCAACAGAGACAGGCAUUUGAAUCUGAGUUGCGGAUGUAUGAUGGAGAUGAUCCACUUAGUGUUUGGGAUAGUUAUAUCAAAUGGACAGAACAAACCUUCCCUCAGGGUGGAAAAGAGAGCAACCUUGCCAAAUUGUUGGAGCGUGCUGUGACCAUAUUCACAGAGGAGAAAAAAUAUCACAAUGACCCUCGCUAUGUUGAACUCUGGAUCAAAUUUGCAGAGCACUGCCCUGAGCCCCUGGACAUAUACAGGUACAUGCAAGUGCAGGGAAUAGGUGUGAGACAGGCAUCCCUCUACAUCGCUUGGUCUGAGGAGCACGAGAAUCAAUGCAACUACCGCAAAGCAGACUUGGUCUAUCAAGAAGGCUUCAAAAACGAUGCUGAGCCGCAUGAUAAGCUCCUCCAGUUUCACAAAGCUCUGCAGGCACGUGUGUCCAGGCAGGCCAUGAUGACUUUAGAGGAGGACAGUAGUGACGAUGAGCCCAAACAACCUGAGAGAGUUUGUUUAGUUGACCUCAAACAUAGAGGGAAGAAAAAGGCCAUCGCUCCAGUCAACAGAACUGGGUCGGCGAUUAGAAGCAUAUCUGGAGGCCUGCAGUCACAUGGUGCCCCCCUUCGCAGCAAUGUUUCAAACAGUCAGCUGCUAAUUUUUGAUGAGAACAAAACUCAAAGUGGUUUAUCAUCAGAGCCCAAGCUGGAAUCUUGGGUUGCUCCUCCCCCAUCAAGAGCAAAGGAGAAUGAGCAGGAUCCUGCAAAAUGGUGUGAUGUAAAGAUGCCCCAGAAAACCAAAUUUGGACAUACAGUUAUGGCUCCACCACCUCCCAAACCCUCCUUCCAACCAUUUGUUGAGGAGUCAGACCAGCCUCCAGCAAUGACACCAUGUAAGAUCAACCCAGCAGUGAACUCAGUUUUGUCGGCACGUAAACCAAUCAGAGAGGAGACUCCUCUGAAAAGACUGCAGGACCACCAUCAGCAACAGAAAGAGGCAGAAGCAGGAAAAGUGCAGGAGCAGAGCAUGUACUGUAAAGAGCUGCUGUUCAGCGGCGCCUCAGAGUUCUGCUUUGAGGAACUGCGUGCUGAACGCCACUUCAAAAGGAUGGCACAGCAGUCGAAGGAAGCCACACAGGACGAGGAUCAAGCUUCUGCCAGUGCUGCAAACUGAUGCUUAUAUGGAGACAUUUCUUCUUCUUUACCAUCAUAUUGACAAGAUUUUAUCUCCAAGUAUCAUAUCAUGACUGAUGUAUUUUUUUAGUCUCGCUGUAAAUAUAGUUUUCAAAGCUUUCCAGGCAGAAUGGGGUGAACUUUCUCAAAACCCUUUGAACACUAUUGUGGAUGUUUGCUUUGUGUACACGGCAGUGGGUAGGAACACAUCUGCUGUGUAUUAUAAUUCGCUAUUAAACUGUAAAAUAUCAGACACCAAAACUAAAAAAUAGCAUAGAAUAAACAUCCAUGCAACUAAAAAUAUAUCUGCACAAUAUGUAAGUAUAAAAGUAGCUUUUACACGGUUACAAGAAGUAUAAAUAUUGUGCUAAAAAUGUCUCUUUCCUUUUUGUUUUACUCCAUAAGUCUUGGAGAACCCCCCACCCUCCAUUUAUCUGUUUUAUACUAUCCCAUUGUUCUGAAGAAGUGUUUUUUAUGUGUGCUGCUUUUUAAAGCUUUUAGUAUUUUAGCUUAUUUCUUGAGCAGGUUCUUCCAACACGGUCAAAAUUUGGACUCAGUGAAGUGAUUCAGCCGGGUUUAUAUCUCAGUCUGAGUAAAAGCCAAUUCUAGUCCAUGUGUCACUGGCGUCUAAUAAACUUGGUUGGAAAAAAAAAAAAUCUCAGGACUGCUGUGCUCUGUGCGUGUUGUAUUUUUGGAGAGGUUGGGAGAUUUGGUUGAUGCACUUGUCAGCAGGGGGCAUAAGAGGGUCAGCGUGUGUUGCUGCUGUUAAUGGUGUUUGGAUUACUAAUGGGGCACAAGAGCAGUUUAGUGCUGACACUAAUCUGUUGGUGUAAUUUAAAAAAGAUUGAUGGCCAUGGAUUAAGAUCUACAAACUAAAUGUGUUUAAAUGGACAAGUGACAAUUUUUGUUGUGAGAAGUGGAGGACCUUUGUACCACACGUCGGAUGUGAGAUUUGGGAAUAA